AUGUUGAAUAGCCUUUGCAAGCGUCUUCUUCACACAAACCAGGUCAUCCCAUGACUCAAAGUUGCAGUCACUUCUGGCGAAGCCAGAAAAUACACAAUCGCAAAAGACAUUGAUACAGUCUCACUUUUUGCAAACAAAAAAGUCGUUCUUGUAGGUUUUCCCGGCGCUUUUACACCAACUUGCACAAAUCAUCAUUUGCCUCAGUUUGUAAAACUUCAUGGGAGUUUUUCUAACAAAGGUGUUGAAGUAAUUGGGUUGUCAAUAAAUGAUCCAUUUGUUUUGAAAGAAUUUGCCCAAGAAUUAGACACUACAAUACCUUUUAUUUGUGAUGGAUCUGGGGAAUUUACCAAAGCAAUAGAAGCCGGUGUGGAUUUAUCAGAGAAAAACUUAGGAUAUAGGACUAGAAGAUUCACAGCUCUUGUAGAAAAUGGAACAAUUACCUUGCUCAACGAUGAGAAUGGUGGGCAGCUAACUGAUAUUUCAUCAGCAGAAACCAUCUUAAAAUCGCUUUAA
Molecule: messenger RNA, 513 nt
Organism: Blepharisma stoltei
Lineage: Eukaryota; Ciliophora; Heterotrichea; Heterotrichida; Blepharismidae
Source: the annotation of a GenBank genome assembly